UAAAUUGAGAUUGCCAAACUUCCAUAACCUUUAGUUAGCGCGGAGGCACGUGACUUAGUUCCGAACUUCUCCCGCUGGAGCCAAUUCAAUCAACUUUUAUGAGGACGUCUCGCUUCUUUCGAACGAUACUCAGGAGUUCAUAAGAGGCUCCAAGAUGGCCGUGCCCCGGAGUCGGAUUCUGGAUCUUGUGAAGACCCAAUGUCGAAUCUUCGCAACAACAUUUAACCCGCAGCGAUUGCGACUGGGAAACAAAGUUUUACGGCAGCGUUUGAGAGGUCCUGCUCUUGCGGCAUACUAUCCCCGUAAAACCGUGUCUUUCCGCGACUUACAAGAUACAUACAAGCCUCUGGAUCUGGAGACAUUUGAUGAGGGACAAGACGACCGAGAAGAAGCUAUUCAGAUGUAUGUUGCCACGCCAUGGUUCCCGGGUUGGAAUUGACAAUGGGCCGAAAUAUAGUGCGAAAUUACGUGGCAAAGGACGACCGAAGAAGAAGAGAACAGCUGCAGGUGAGGCGGUCCCUCGGAGACAAGCUAGGCUUUCAUUUGCAAUUGGAGCCAUACUGACUCUUCGACUUUCUUAAGAAUCACGUUCCGCCAAAAAGAAGAAAUAAACCAUUGUACGCUAUCUAUAUGGUGACCCUGUGGAGUUUUAUUUUUCGAUGCACAACAUAUACAACACUGUAUUUUUAUUGCUGGCGAUUUUAUCCCGAGGCAUGACACCUACCACACCAAAGGUUUUUGAGAUUCUUGGUGAACCCUAAGAGUUUGCCUACAAUCACAUAACAGUAUAUGUGACGGACUUGGUGGCUGGCGGCAGAGGUCUCAGCGGUGCUGUGACGGAGCCCUAAACCCUAGGUGCACUACCAUAACGGG
This is a messenger RNA of Talaromyces stipitatus ATCC 10500, 873 nucleotides long. RefSeq lists its product as hypothetical. The transcript has 3 exons. NCBI's taxonomy places the organism in Eukaryota, Fungi, Ascomycota, Eurotiomycetes, Eurotiales, Trichocomaceae. Bases 155 to 439 code for a protein of 94 amino acids. Gene Ontology annotation, cellular component: mitochondrion. The record is from RefSeq and is a predicted model, not a curated record.